Aspergillus sclerotioniger CBS 115572 is the source of this 1107-nucleotide messenger RNA. Its product is annotated as putative extracellular cellulase CelA/allergen Asp F7-like. NCBI's taxonomy places the organism in Eukaryota, Fungi, Ascomycota, Eurotiomycetes, Eurotiales, Aspergillaceae. The record is from RefSeq and is a predicted model, not a curated record. Bases 1 to 1107 code for a protein of 368 amino acids. The transcript is spliced from 4 exons.
AUGAAGUACCAACGCCUCGCAUCUCUGGGUGUUGCUGCCCUGAGUGCCGCCGCAUCGGUCUCUGCCAAUCCACUUUUCCAGCGCGAAGAUGAGGGCCAAUGCCCCCCAGGAUACACCGCAAGUGUAUACUAUAAGACAAUCACUCUCCACCCCACUUCAACUGCCGCAGUUGAGCCAACGUCCGCUCCUGUCCUCGACUCAACCUCAGCCCCUGUGGUCAAGCCAACCUCUACCACAUCGGCUGAGCCAACUUCUGCUUCCGCCGCCGAACCAACCUCAACCCCUGCGGUUGAGUCCAGUUCUACUGCAUCGGUUGACCAGGUUACGACUCUGCACAUGUCAUCCACAACCACCCUGACUGAAGUUGUGACUGCGACGCCGGUGCCAACUACUACAAGCACGACCGCUGCUAGCGCCGCGACCUCUUCUGCCUCUAGCUCCACCAGCUCCACCAGCAGUUCCAGCUCCAGCUCCACCGCCAGCAGCUCCAGCAGUGCCCUGAGCUCUGAGUACUCCGGCGAAGCCACCUUCUACGGCGGCAACGUCUCCGGCGGAACCUGCUCUUUCACCGACUACACUAUCCCCUCCAGCCUCUUCGGCACCGCCCUCUCCUCCCAGCGCUGGUCCAACGCAGCUGAAUGUGGUGCUUGUGUCGAGGUCACCGGACCCAGCGGCAACAAGAUCAAGGCCAUGAUCGUCGACGAAUGCCCCGAAUGUGACUCCAACCACCUCGACCUCUUCGAGGAUGCCUUCGCCGAGCUGGCCGACAUCUCCAAGGGCGUCAUCAGCAUCGACUGGGAAUACGUCUCCUGCGGUAUCACCACCCCCAUUGAACUGGUCAACAAGAGCGGUACCUCCGCCUACUGGUUCGCCAUGCAAGUUGUCAACUCCAACGAACCCGUCACCAAGCUCGAGGUCAGCACCGACAGCGGCAGCACCUGGCAAUCCACCACCAGAUCCUCCUACAACUUCUUCGAGAACCAGAGCGGCUUCGGCACCGACACCGUCGAUGUCCGUGUCACCGCUCAGUCCGGUUCUCAGAUCACCGUCAACAACGUCAGCGUCUCGUCUGGCUCCUCCGUCACUGCUUCCUCCAACUUCGAGUAA